Molecule: messenger RNA, 5149 nt
Organism: Mya arenaria
Lineage: Eukaryota; Metazoa; Mollusca; Bivalvia; Myida; Myidae
Product: high affinity cGMP-specific 3',5'-cyclic phosphodiesterase 9A-like
Exons: 17
Coding region: 377-1951 (524 amino acids)
Biological process (GO): cGMP catabolic process
Molecular function (GO): 3',5'-cyclic-GMP phosphodiesterase activity
Source: RefSeq, a predicted model, not a curated record
CUAUAGGAACGAUUCAAUUGUUUGUUUGCACGUUACCAAGUAACUAUUGCCGCUGCGCAUGCGCUAACCAAGAGAGAGAGAAUACCAUUUUUGUUGUAGUGACAUAGUGAACGCUGUGAGUCUUUAACGUAUUUUGUUCCGAGGAAAUAAUCAAUCGCCAUUAGAAAAUGAAAAUCUAAACGACUCGAGGUGUGACAGCAAGAUUUAUUUGACAAUUUUCCCCGACAUAUCGUUAAUUUUGUAAAGCUAAAAGUAGCUUCCGAAGCGGUCGCAGCACGACAGACAGUCAGGAGUAUUCCACAGAAACCAUGUAGACUUGCCACAAGUAUUUCGGAAGUAAAUCGAAAGUGUUUUUUUGUUCAACUCUGAAGAAAAGAUGGGGAAUGCGUCUUCGAUUGAUGCAUCGACAGUUAUAUACCUAGAAUUAAAUGGAAAACAAGAAAAGAUUGUAUUCAGCAAGCAUUGUAGUGCACGCGACAUUCAUGAGCUGGUCGCCCAAGCAUCAGGAUGCAGCAAGUACUGUGUGAUAACCCUCCGGGAUGCAAGUGGCGCCCACGUGUCAAUGUCGCCCACCAUGCCAUGCAACGCACCGGGAAGUCCAUAUAAAGUGCAAAUUACCCAACCCAACUCCAAUAAUGGUGAUAGUGAAAUCCUGACGCAGCUUAUGACCCACGUGGCAGACCAGUUCAAUAAAGCCUUCAAGGUGGAGGAAAUGAAGUCAGAAAUAUCCAGUCGGCUAACGGCAUUGGAAAGAAAACUUGAAAUAGAAGGACUCAAAGCUGUUGAAAUAGAGAAAUGCAAAAAAGACAUUUCUGAAAUCAAGGAUCAGAUUUGGACGGCUCAAAAGAAAUACGUUGACUUCAACCGAAUGAGACCUGCAUUGUAUGGUAGUAAUUCAAUCGAUGCUUUUUAUAGUUCAAUGAGCGAUGAAAGAAAGAUCUGUCUGAAGCGGGAUAUUCCCGCCUAUCCUAAGUACACAUUGUCUCAGGAAACUAUCGACUAUCUCAAACAGCCAACCUUCGAUAUCUGGCACUGGGAACCGAACGAGAUGUUAAGCCUUUUAGAGCACAUGUUCCAUGAAUUAAAACUGGUGAAGGAGUUUAACAUCAACCCAAUCACUCUAAAAAGAUGGCUGCUUUGUGUGCAAGAGAACUACAGGAACAACCCGUUUCACAACUUCCGACACUGCUUCUGUGUGACCCAGAUGAUGUACGGGAUGAUCCAUCUGUGUAACCUGCAGAAGCACGUGAGCAUCGAGGAGAUCGGCAUCCUCAUUGUGGCCAGCAUAUGUCACGAUUUGGACCACCCGGGCUACAAUAAUACGUACCAGAUCAAUGCGCGGACAGAGCUGGCAAUCCGUUACAACGACAUAUCACCCCUGGAGAACCACCACUGCGCCGUGGCGUUCCAGAUAGCCUCGAAUCCGGAGACAAAUAUUUUCUCCAACGUCGACAAAGAGUCGUUCAAGAGAAUACGAGCGGGCAUCACACAACUUAUUUUAGCCACGGAUAUGGCGCGCCAUAGUGAAAUAAUCGAAACGUUUAAAUCUAAACUGGAUGGCAAGUUUGACUUCAAAAAUAAGGAAAACAUCGAUACACUGAAGAUGGUGUUGAUCAAAUGUUGCGACAUAUCCAACGAAGUGCGACCAAUGGAGGUAUCAGAACCCUGGGUGGACUGCUUGCUCGAAGAAUAUUUCAAUCAGAGUGACCGUGAGAAGUCGGAGGGCCUUCCUGUGGCCCCGUUCAUGGACCGGGACAAGGUCACCAAACCCUCCGCCCAGAUUGGUUUCAUCAAAUUUGUCCUCAUACCGAUGUUCGAAACUGUGGCUAGGUUGUUUCCUCAAAUUGAGGAGCAGAUGGUGAUACCCCUGAAGGGGUCGAGGGACCGGUAUGAGGGCAUGAAGGAGCAGGCACAACCAAACAAACCGAAAGAGGAGACAAAGAAAGAGUGAUAUGGAAAACAAGGGAAACAACUCGUUCAAGCUUCUCUCUCCACCCGUCCUUGUGUUAUGUCCCUUGAUCGUUUGUGUUGCGUCUAAAUAAAUAGCUUGGUCAGACUGGAGACACAGUCAACAUUAGUUUUGUGAUGGUCACAAAUGUUAGCACUCUUUCAAAUAAUGCGACUGAGCAAUAAUUGAGCCAAUAAUCAUAAUAAGUUGCCAUUUUAUUUGAUCAUUCAUAGAAAAGCUGAAAGAAAAGGAAACCUCAAAGGGAAAGGUUCACGAAGGAUUAUAUUCACACAACAAUAAACUCAGUUUGGGUGCUCGAAUUGCAUGUAUUAUAACAUACAAUGAAUAAGGAUAAAGUAGAAAUGAUAACACUUUAAUUAUUAAUUCAGUUUUUUCAUGUGUUCCUCUAAGAAUUAUUUUGAAAUGUCAUCUUCUCAAUUUUAAUUAUUUUAAUUAUUUUUUGUUAAUUUUUAAACAGUAUCAAAGGACUGAAUGGUCAUAUUUUAGUUAUUUAGCUUUGUGACGGAGACCUUUGGUUAUUCUGUUCGCAUUUGCAUUUGCAUUUUGAAAAGUUUACUUCCUCAUAGGGUUCAAACACCGAAAAAGAUUUUUUGAAUAUGCGGGACAAAACAUAUGGCCUACGUGAACCAGCUCCAGUUUACGUUCACAUACUAAUUGCAUUUAUCAAGGUUAUAAAUAUGAUUACUAAUAUCGCAUUAUAUCUAUUCAAGAGAUUCACGUCAACUAAGGUGCUUUGAUACAUGCGAGUGUAAUGGAUGAAGGGAAUCAUUUAUGUUUUAUGAUGAAGGCAAUUGUAUGUUAUGUUUUUGAAAGGGGGAAGUUACACAUUCUUUUUAAGGGAGUACGUAGUUUCAAAUACCAAAUAAAAUGGUAUCUAAUGUUUUUGGAGUAAAACAUGGUAUUUAAUGUUAUGGGUUGAAGAAAAAGAUAUAUUUUUAGAUGAAAAAACGUUUUUGAUAUUUUGGGAUGAGGGAAAUGAUACCUUAUGUGUUUGUGAUCACUUUUCAUGUAUAUAAUUAUGUUCCCCUGUUAAAAGAUGUGUAAUGAAACGUGUUUUAUGGCAAUUGUGGAAAUACUUGUCUGACUAAGUUUUAUAUUUUCUAUAAAGAUCUAUAAAAAAUGUAAACUUUAUCAAUCGCUUUUAACAUUAAAGAUCACCCAUUUAAUCAUUUAUUUAUAUGUUAACUUUCAUUGCAUCAUUUGAGAUAUAAUUUUUUAAUGCAACGAUGUUGGGAAGGAUUUUUGGUGAUUGGCCAAAAAAUGAAGAAGAUAUAUAUGAUAAGCGUUUAUUUCAGUGUAAGAUCGCAAUAUAUUUCACCGAGUAAGCACCAUACGUUAUAUUCACUGAAAUAUUCACUUUUGGUGGUCACGAGGUGAAAUAUAUUGCAGUCUUACGCUGAAACAAACCAUUUUUCUAUUUGUAAACUUGUGUCUUCAUAUCAUUUUUACAGUCAACCCAUCGCCAUUUUUUUCUGGGUACGUUCACCUUUCUUUCUGUUUUUCGAUUAUCAUCGCCAUUCUUAUUGUGCAGCUCUUAUAAAAACUGCAAAACGAAUUGAGAAAGGUGAAUGUUCGACGAUAUGUUUUUUCUCAGUUCACGAUACGAGCCCUCUACUCUCAGUAUGUUUUCAAUUUAAAUCUAUGUAACUCAAUUCAUUUCAAUAAUUAUUAUUACAUUGUUAUGUUUUUUUCAUUGUUAUUCCUUGUUACUAGACCUUUUAACUCGUUACAUACGAGAAGUACAGUGCACAGUGUACCUUUCAUUUAUUGACACAUCCUAUGCAUGACCAGGGGCGUAUCUGAAGCAUUUUGAAUUGUACGCCCGUUUACUUUAGAGCGGUGAAAAAAGUAAAGGUAUUUCUAUAUUUUGGUCCCAAAAUGAUAUAUGGGGUUGGAGCGGGACCGAUAUCCCAUGACGUGGGACUUUUUAACUGGCCAUUUCGCGGGAACCUUAAUUCAUUUGUACGCCUGGGCAUUCUGGAGCAGGCCUCAGUACGCCCCUGAUGACUUAUAAUUUUGUAAACAUAUUUAGUUUUCUAGUUUCUAAGUUGCUAAUUCAGGUCUAUAUCGUUGUUAGAUUGUCGGCUGCAAGCCGGCAGUCUUUAUUACAUUUGUUUAAUGGCUAUUACAAACAGGAACCCUUUAUUUUGCACAUCGGGGCAGUUUUAUCAAACGUCGUUCCGUACGAUCAGCGUUUUAUCGUACUGGUAGCUUACCGCAAUCUUCAACUUCAAUACCAUUCGGAACUCCUCGGCCAUUUUUAUCGAAAACAACCUCCGAUGUAUGCCGGUACAUUAGUAGAAGUAGUUCGUAAAUAUUUGAAUUAUAUCAUUAAUUAAAUGUAGCGUUUUAGCUUGUAUUUAUUGAUCUUAGUUUAAAUUGAUUGCCAGUGAAGUAUAAUAUUGCAAACAUAAUUAAGAUUCCCAAGAGUUAAGUACUACUGCUAAAUUAAAUUACUACACGAUCUACUUGCAGCGGACUUAAACAUACCGAUUUCUGAGUAUGUAAACCGUCCAUAUACAUCCGAGGUUGUUAUCAAUAAAAAUGGCCGAGAAGUUCCGAAUGCUUCAAUUCUUGAUCAUCCAGCCCCAAUUUCUCUAAAUUUCUAAAGUCCCUUAUAACAGGAUUAGGCUUAACUCACUAUAUUUGGUUUUCAAUAAUUUGCGUAAUAAUUACUUCCUUAAGAUUAAUUAUACAAAGAUAGGCAAUACCUUUAUGAAUAUCACAAUAAACCAUUUAUUAUUGAUCAAAAUUCGAUUUAAGCAUGUAUGUUGGCUAAUUGAGUUAAGCUACUCAAGCCUGUUAGCCUUACGAAAUUUCGAGAAAUUUGGGCCUGAUAUUUGAUAUUUCGUUUGUUGAUGAGACGAAGGCCCAUGAUUGGCAUCGUCAUAUUUGACUAAGUAAGAGUCUUUUCGUUAAAUAAACUUGCUUUAUUGCGAUUUAUUUCGAAAAUACGUUUUUUUUGUUCGAAGAAAACAUAACUGACCUAAAUUCGCCAGACAAAAUGUGCAUUUGUAAUUGAAAACUGUUUACUGGUAUAUGUUACUAGUUGUUAUAGUAGUUACAUGCUGACAUUGUUAGCAGAUGAAAUAACGAUUUUAAUUUUGUGAUUUUUUUCAUGAUAUUAUUUUUUUCUUUUUGUUGUUUGGUAAACGUCGAAAAUAAACUGUUUGACUGUUU